CCUCCCAGAAGCCACCUCGACGAGUGGACACUUUGGGUUAGCAAGCUAGGAUAAGCAUGUCAUCCAUGAAAAUGUGUUAAUAGCUUGGCUGCAAUGUAACAGAUAGUAUGUGUGAUAUGUUUUGGACUAGGAAAGGUGACUGUCAAUAUCGCCUGUUUUUAUAUAUAAUGUUGAGAACUGAUGGUGCUCCAGUGUUAGAUAAAUCUUGCUAAUGCUAAAUGUAGUUAUUUGUCCCAGAGAGCACAGUUACACUAGAUAACUAGCUACUUGGUAUAUGAUUAGGUAGUGUUAUUACAGGUGUAACUUCCCUAAUGGCAAAGGAAGAAUGCAUUACACAGUGGAACAACUCAGGGGACACUUCAACAACACUGAGAAACAGGAAAGUCUUUCCCACCUCAGAAAAGACCCUCCACACUCCAUCCACAUCCAGUCAAACUGCUGGACACUUGUCAGAUGAUGAUGACACCCUGUCCUCAAAUGGGACAUCUGCUCAGUUGUGCUCAGACAGCAGCAGCAGAGAUGUCAGUAAGGAUCCCCCAAGCACAGUGCUGCUGAUGUUGGUGGUGUUGCUGUCUUUCUCCACACGCCUCUACAAGAUAGCAGAGCCUUCUCAUGUGUGCUGGGAUGAGACGCACUUUGGGAAGAUGGGCAGCUACUACAUCAACAGGACCUUCUUUUUCGAUGUCCAUCCUCCUCUUGGAAAAAUGCUGAUAGGUCUCGCCGGCUACAUGAGCGGUUAUGAUGGCACCUUUCCUUUCAUAAAGCCAGGAGAUAAAUAUGAACACCACAACUACUGGGGGAUGAGAGGGUUUUGUGCCGUGUUGGGCUCCUGUCUCCCAAUCUUUACCUACCUCACAGUGCUGGACUUGUCUCAGUCUCACGCUGCUGCUCUCAUCACUGCCACCUUAAUCAUAUUUGACACUGGCUGUAUCACCAUUUCCCAGUACAUCCUGUUGGACCCUAUCCUCUUGUUCUUCAUCAUGGCAGCAGUGCUGAGCAUGGUCAAGUUCAACCAGCAGAGACACAGGCCUUUUACUGCCUCCUGGUGGCUGUGGCUGGUACUGACUGGUGUGAACCUUGCUGGGGCAUUGGGGGUGAAGUUUGUGGGUCUGUUUGUCAUCCUGCUGGUGGGACUGAACACAGUCUGGGACCUCUGGAGACUCUUGGGAGACCUGAGCCUCUCACUGGUGGAAAUUGCAAAGCACUUCCUGGCUCGGGUCGUUGGACUCAUCCUGCUUCCGCUCUUCCUCUACGUUACAAUAUUUGCGAUACACUUUGUUGUGUUGAACAAAAGUGGACCGGGAGAUGGUUUCUUCAGUUCAGCCUUUCAGUCCCGUCUAAUCGGGAAUAAUCUACACAAUGCAUCCAUGCCUGAGUAUCUGGCUUAUGGCUCUACCAUCACAGUAAAAAACCUCCGUAUCGCUGGAGGCUACUUGCACUCUCAUUGGCACUUAUACCCAGAGGGAGUGGGAGCAAGGCAGCAGCAGGUGACAGCCUAUCUCCACAAGGAUUACAACAACUUGUGGCUUGUUCACAGACAGGAUGCUAAUGAAUCUCAAUCCGGGACACCUGAUCUCGUCCGUCAUGGUGACAUCAUUCGACUGGAGCACAAAGAAACAACCCGUAACCUUCAUGCUCACCUCCAUGAGGCCCCUCUGACCAAGAAACACUUCCAGGUUACAGGCUAUGGCAAUAAUGGCACAGGUGACACCAACGACCUGUGGCAGGUGGAGGUGUGUGGAGGCCGUAAGGGUGACCUGGUGAAGGUGCUGCGCAGCAAGGUCCGCUUUCUGCACCGAGCUACCGGCUGUGUGCUUUACUCCUCUGGCAAGACUCUCCCAAAGUGGGGCUGGGAGCAGGUGGAGAUGACCUGUAGUCCCUACCUGAAGGAGACUCCAAGCUCUCAGUGGAACAUUGAAGAUCAUAUCAACCCCAAAUUGCCAAACAUUAGUCUGUCUGUGCUGAAGCCCCAUUUUCUGGAGAUCUUACUGGAGUCCCACAUUGUUAUGAUAAGAGGUAACAGCGGCUUGAAACCCAAAGACAAUGAGAUGAACUCUAAACCCUGGCAUUGGCCCAUCAACUAUCAGGGGUUGAGGUUUUCUGGAGUGAAUGACACAGAGUAUCGUGUUUACCUGCUGGGGAACCCUGUGGUCUGGUGGAUGAACGUGGCCAGUUUGGGAUUGUAUCCCAUCAUGGUGGCAGUGGCGUCUUUAGCCCUCCAAAGAGGUUUCUCAUUGAGCCAGAAAAGAAUAGAGCAUUCUGUCGUGCUCAUGAGAGAAGGAGGACUGCUACUCCUCGGGUGGCUGCUGCACUAUGCACCUUUCUAUACGAUGGGCCGUGUCCUCUACUACCACCACUACUUCCCUGCAAUGCUCUUCAGCAGCAUGCUUACAGGAAUUACAUUCGAUAUUCUGUUGAAAAGCACCGACCUGCUGCUCCGGCCACCUUACUGUGAUUGGCUGCAGAGACUCGGCCAGAUGGUGCUACUGUUUAGUGUUCUUUACAGUUUCUACCUGUUCCACCCACUCUCCUACGGCAUGACGGGUCCUCUGGCACACGAGCAGGGCAGCGCCAUGGCUGGCCUGAAGUGGAUGGACUCCUGGGAGUUCUAGUCAGCUUUGCACGAAGAGGACACUAAUGUUGUGAUGUAAAACUGUUCUGAAUAUGAGGGACUUUAAUCAGUCAUGUGUCUCACAGACUUAUGGUCUUAGAGUGUUUACACAAAAAGGUAACUUUCAUAAGGUACUGACUGCACACACUACCAUAGAAUCACUACCUGUCCACGUAUUUAUGUGUCUCAACAUUUCCGAGUAUUGUAGUCUAUAAUGUGUAAAGAGUGUUUGAUGAGACAGACCUGAAUCAGUGCAAUAUGAAAGCCAGAGUGUUGUAGAGUAAUUAAGAUGUAGACACUAAUCAUCACCAAACUGCCUUAACUCACAACACAUCUUACACCUGGACUUGUUUAUGGAUAUGUGUACACUCCCUGUAUGUCAGUCACAAUGAUAAGCUAAAGUGCCUGAAAGGAACUAAUGAAAGAAAUCUCAAAAGUUAAAAUGCUGCAUCUCCGUGUUGGUCCGUUUUAAAGAAAUCACUUUUUGUUACAUAGGUAUAGACUAUCAGAGACUGUAUUUUGGUUUGCGAUUGUCUUGAUCUUAGUGCCCUGUAUUUUUGUAUUGUAUGUAGCGAUCAGUGCUGUCCAGUACUGACUUCUGUUUUUACACUAUAAGACUACUACUGACUCUCAGUGUCAUAUGUACAUUUCAGAUUAAUCAAUAAACGGUGAUAUUCUUGUA
Sebastes umbrosus (honeycomb rockfish) is the source of this 3293-nucleotide messenger RNA. It is a transcript of the gene pomt2, whose product is annotated as protein-O-mannosyltransferase 2. Gene Ontology annotation, molecular function: dolichyl-phosphate-mannose-protein mannosyltransferase activity. The transcript has 21 exons. NCBI's taxonomy places the organism in Eukaryota, Metazoa, Chordata, Actinopteri, Perciformes, Sebastidae. Gene Ontology annotation, biological process: protein O-linked glycosylation via mannose. Gene Ontology annotation, cellular component: membrane; endoplasmic reticulum. The record is from RefSeq and is a predicted model, not a curated record. Bases 312 to 2612 code for a protein of 766 amino acids.